AAUCAUGCGUAAAAUGAAGUACAUUAUAAGGGACAUGAAAUAAAGAAAGGGAAUUCAGGAAGAGAGACAGAAUGUACAAAAACGAACAAAUUGCUGGUGUAUCAUGAUCAAGAACAAUAAGCACGCUCCACGCUGUACCCUUUCUCGAAUCUGUAGAUUUGAAUUUAAUGCAUUGCAAGGUCGGACAUGCUUCGGAUUCGCUGCCAGCUGAGUGACGUAAAAGCACAAGCAAAUCACCAGUCUGUUAAUUCAGUCCGUCGCGCACAAAGGGCGCCUUUAUAAAAAUGCAACACCGGAUCCUUGGGUCAUUUUGUUACAGAGAGUUGUUUUGUAUAUCUGAAGAUGUCUGGAAGGGGAAAGACCGGUGGUAAGACUCGUGCCAAAGCUAAGACUCGCUCUUCACGAGCUGGUUUGCAGUUCCCAGUCGGCCGUGUUCACAGGCUUUUGAGGAAAGGCAACUAUGCCGAGCGUGUGGGCGCCGGUGCUCCCGUUUAUUUAGCUGCUGUACUGGAGUACCUGACCGCUGAAAUUCUUGAGUUGGCUGGGAAUGCGGCCCGCGACAACAAGAAAACCAGAAUUAUUCCUCGCCAUCUGCAGCUAGCAGUGCGUAACGACGAAGAGCUCAAUAAGUUGCUGGGUGGCGUGACCAUCGCCCAGGGUGGUGUGCUGCCUAACAUUCAGGCCGUCCUUCUGCCCAAGAAGACUGAGAAGCCAGCUAAGAGCAAACUAGAAGACUGACAGCCAUAACAUAUCUGAUGUCACUUCCGUUAUCUGCUUGCCUGGACCUGCCUCUUCCUGCCAGGAGCCCAUAAAACCAGAAGCUCCACCAUCUUGAGCAGUCUACUUUGAGACUCGCAUGAAUCGGAUGUUUUCUUUUGCUUUUUAAUGUGAUUUGAAUCCAUGUUUUGUUUUCAUUAUACCAGACUAGAAGACUGACAGCCAUAACAUAUCUGAUGUCACUUCCGGUAUCUGCUUGCCUGGAUCUGCCUCUUCCUGCCAGGAGCCCAUAAAACCAGAAGCUCCACCAUCUUGAGCAGUCUACUUUGAGACUCGCAUGAAUCGGAUGUUUUCUUUUGCUUUUUAAUGUGAUUUGAAUCCAUGUUUUGUUUUCAUUAUACCAGGUUGGUGCCCCAAAGAUUUCUGAUCUUUUUGUCUCUUUCAUUGCAUUAGAAAUAGAUAUAAUUCUGUCUAAUAAGAUGCAUAACACUUCUAAUGAUCAGAGAAAAUUAUUUGAUCUCCAACUUGCAAAAAGUAUUAGAAGCACACAUUUCCAGAUUUUAUUUAACUCCAGAUGCCUGGGAUGUUAACAUCUCCUAUAAUGACUUCUCUGUUUCCAGGACUCUCACCUGCUGUCACCAUUACUGCUGUUAAUGCAUUUUUACAUUAGUGUGUUAAUUAUUUCAACAGCACCUAACAAUUAAUUUUCCAUGAAUUUACUUACAAAAUAUAAUGUCCAUUAGCAGUUGUUGAAUAACUUAACACAAAGAAAGUACUGAGAAUUCAAGAUGAAAAGAAACAAACCUGCCCUGUGAUUUUUAUAGUCAGAAUAGACAUGAUUUGAUUACUAUAAACUCAAGCACUCUGCCCAUGGCUAAGAUCACUAUGUCAACAUGUUCCUUAUCACAUUGUAUUUGUACUGGCAUUUUGCCAAAGUGGUUUAAUUGUGAAGGAACUACCAGGACAAUAAGUAUAGGUAUUCCACUGUGUGAACUUAAGUCACUUUACCUGCCACUGUGCUAUUGUACUUCACCUGGAAUACAACUUGGGAUAGGGCUUGGUGUAGAAACACCAUACAGACUUCUUUUUAAUUAGCUUACAGAAGUCAUCAUUAUGUUUAAUCACCAGAUGCUUACUUUUUGCUCUGUAAUAGAUUGGUGCACAGUCCAGAGUAUUUUUCUCCUUUGCACCCAGUCUUGCUAGGAUAUGCUGUAGUUCUCCAUAGCCCUUGACUGACCCAUGGAUGUAUUAUGUGGAUUUAAGUUAUGCUAUCUUUAAAACCCAACCUCCGGUUGCAUGGUACUGAGGGUACAUGAUACGCACUGCUGCUUCAAAUUUUAAGAGUUCAGGGUACAAAUCUCAGUGAAUUACUGCUUUGUUUCUUAGUAUCAUAGUAUAGGAUAGGGCACUGCUGCUCAUGGGAAGUGACACCAAAGAUAUUGUAAGCCUUAGAGCUCAAAUAUGAAAGCAUUCAUUCUUCUUAUUAGACUCUGCAGUACAUACCUAUAACAUUGUAGAUUGCCCAGCAGGGUGUUGGCAGCCACAUGGCUUAAGUCACCAGAACUGUAGCUUUGUCUCACUUUCACUGUGAUAAUUUUCCUGUGUAAAAUGGUAAUGCUCCUAUACCAUGUUAAUCAAAAUGAAAUAUGCUUUAUUUUAGUGUUUUUUCAACCUAGCUGCAUGUUCAUAUAAGUAUGUUUCUGCUGUUGUAUGCAUCUGAAUGUCCCAUUGGGAUUAAUAAUAUUUAUCUAA
Molecule: messenger RNA, 2469 nt
Organism: Polypterus senegalus (gray bichir)
Lineage: Eukaryota; Metazoa; Chordata; Cladistia; Polypteriformes; Polypteridae
Product: histone H2A-like
Exons: 3
Coding region: 343-738 (131 amino acids)
Cellular component (GO): nucleosome
Molecular function (GO): DNA binding; structural constituent of chromatin; protein heterodimerization activity
Source: RefSeq, a predicted model, not a curated record